Molecule: messenger RNA, 960 nt
Organism: Tetrahymena thermophila SB210
Lineage: Eukaryota; Ciliophora; Oligohymenophorea; Hymenostomatida; Tetrahymenidae
Product: phosphoribosylaminoimidazole synthetase protein
Exons: 1
Source: RefSeq, a predicted model, not a curated record
AUGUUUAAAAAAUUAAUGUAAAGCACCUUUAAUAAGGUUUCUGCCCCUAAAUUGACCAGCCAAUUUAUGAAGUAUCACUUCGCUUACUUAGUUGGCAAUGUCCCUCCCACCGAAGUUUUUAUUAGAAAAGAAUACGUUACCUAAUUUGAAGAAGGUCACGGCGAAUUAGAAGAAGGUGUUUGGAUUACUGUUAAGUCAAAGAAAGACAGAGCUUUCUUGUUUGAAACUCUUUUCACUGAAUACGGUGCCUUAUAUGAUAAGCUCCCUAUUUCUGCUUUCUUAUGGAAAAAGGAUGUUGAUUUCGAUAACUUGCUCCCUUUAGAUCACCUCUAAUUAUGGAAUUGCUUCAGCUAUGAUUUCACAGUAGUCAACAAAGUUAAUAUUGCUAGUCUUCGUUGCGAAGUUCUUAUGAAAAAUGGUAAGACUUAUCCUGGCUAGUAUCUUUUCACAAUUGACCACACUCACUCUGACCCUGGCAUCCUUAACACUGCUUGGUCUGAGAUUCCUCACGAGCACAAAAGUUUCAACAUUAUCAAGCUUGAUAAUGGGUAAUUUUGCGCCCAACCUAAUAACCGUAUUAAAUGGAAAUAAUCUAGUUUGAUUCCUGUCUAAACUAAGAGUGCCAAAUUCUUUAAGGUAUGUGAAAUCGAUUAUCAAGUUGAAGACACACCUAAGUGGUCAGUAGCCGACACCUCCGAUUACUAUUACAAGGAAAAUAGUGAAUAAAAGGUUAUUGAUGAAUAAAACCAAACAACAGUAAAGUAAGUUGAAACAAAAACAGCAGCUACUACUACUACUACUAACACUAAUUCUACUAAUGCCACAACAAAUAAUACAACCACAAAUACUCAAGCUAAUAAUUAGCAACAAGGAACCCAAGCUGAUUAACACAAAAGCAGAGUAAGAAGAGUUGGAUAAGAUGUUGUAAAUUUCGCUGGUGAUACUAGUAAGCCUUAUUGA